Bradysia coprophila is the source of this 1857-nucleotide messenger RNA. RefSeq names its product cell division cycle protein 23 (gene Cdc23). The record is from RefSeq and is a predicted model, not a curated record. Gene Ontology annotation, molecular function: protein binding. Gene Ontology annotation, cellular component: anaphase-promoting complex. NCBI's taxonomy places the organism in Eukaryota, Metazoa, Arthropoda, Insecta, Diptera, Sciaridae. Gene Ontology annotation, biological process: anaphase-promoting complex-dependent catabolic process; positive regulation of mitotic metaphase/anaphase transition; protein ubiquitination.
UCGACCUGUCAAACAUAUUUUCGAAAACAACACUUUUGAAUGUUACUUUCUCAAGCUCAAAACAUUGCACAAAACAUUUACCCAUGGAUGAAAUUGCAUCAAUUAAACCGUCCGAUGUAAAGAGAGACAUUUACCGUGGCAUUGCUGAGUGUACAAAACGUGGCCUCGUCCACAGUGCAAAAUGGUUAGCCGGCAUGAAUCACGGUCUGUCAACCACGGAACGAAUAUCACCGUCUCAAUGUUUCCAAGACACAACGUUCGGCAUAGCCGACAACGAAUUCGACGAUUAUAUGCUGGCAAAGACGUUCUUCGAUGUACAGGAGUACGACCGGUCGGCAUAUUUCACGCAAAAUUGUGAAUCGGCUGUGCCGAAGUUCCUGCACUUGUACGCCACAUACAUGUCGAAGGAGAAGAAACGAUUGGACAAUUUAACGGAUACGAGUCACAUGAAUCAAACAGGUUGCAUCAAAGAAUUGGGUGAAUUGUUGACCGUACUGAAGGCAAGAUACAGUCAACGAUCGAUGGACGCGUACCUGUUGUAUUUGUAUGGGGUUGUGCUGAAAAAAUUGGAUCUUAACGAUUUAGCCAUCACGGUUCUGCUGGAAUCGGUGCACGCCGAACCGGUGCUGUGGAGUUCCUGGGUGGAAUUGGUGCCGUUGAUUUCGGAUCGCGACAAAUUGGCCAAUCUCAAUUUGCCCAACCAUUGGAUGAAGAACAUUUUCAUCGCUCACACGUACAUCGACUUGUUUCUGAACGACGAAGGCUUGAAGAUCUACGAUCAGCUGCAGAAGUCCGGUUUCGUGAAGAAUGUCUAUAUUCAAUCUCAGAUCGCGAUCGCUCACCAUAACAACAGGAAUGUCGAGCAAGCACUGACGAUUUUCCGAGAACUGCAAGAAAUCGAUCCGUAUCGUCUGGACACACUGGACACCUACUCGAAUUUACUGUUUGUGAAGGAUCUGAAACGGGAAAUGGCUUUUCUGGCACACAAGGCGGUCGAAAUCAAUAAAUAUAGACCGGAAACGUGUACGGUCAUCGGAAAUUAUUACAGCAUUCGGGCCGAACACAAUAAGGCAGUCGUGUACUUCCAGCGGGCACUGAAGCUGGAUCCAAAUUACCUGUCCGCAUGGACAUUGAUGGGACACGAAUUUAUGGAAAUGAAAAAUACGAACGCGGCCAUUCAGAGUUACCGUAAAGCGGUUGAGGUAAAUCGACGCGAGUAUCGAGCUUGGUAUGGACUGGGUCAAGCGUACGAAAUUUUGAAAAUGCCCUACUACAGCCUCUACUACUACAAAAUGGCACAACAGUUUCGACCGUACGAUAGUCGCAUGCUGGUCGCAUUGGGUGAGAUGUACGCAAAGUUGGAUAAAAAUGCAAACGCCCUGAAGUGCUACCAACGCGCCUGCAAUGUCGGAGACAUCGAAGGUACUGCCAUGUUACGUCUAGCCGAUUUGUACAAUAGUAUGGACGACAUCGAAAGCGCUGUGCCGGCGUAUUUAAGUUACUGUGAAGAUGAGAAAACGAUUCCGGAUAAGGCGUCGUUGUGCCGGGCGUUCAAAACCUUGAGUAACUAUUAUGAGAGCAUCAAGAACCAUGAGAGAGCCACAUUUUUCGCGUACAAAUGCAUCGAAUACGAUGAGACGAAAGCCGAAGGAUUGUCCUUACUAAAAGCCAUCGAAAACUGCCGAGCAAGUAUGCCGCCACGAGCUGCUGAAAGGUCACCGGAAGGUAGCGAAAUAUCGAUGGAUGAAAGUGAUGUACAGUUUAAUUAUGCUUCAAUGUCAACGGAUCCGUAAAGAUGUUUCGUAGAUGAAUUGGGCAAAAUAAAAGGACAGAGGGGCUGUCCAGAUUGUAUUCGGA